AUUACACUUGGUCCAUUUCUUUAUGUCCUUAGAUGAAAUGAAGAGAAUAAUAGCAAAUAAGUACAGGUGAAAGAAAGAAAAUGCAAGAAGAGAAUUUCACCAUCUGGAGUUUUUUUUUCCUGGAGGGAUUUUCUCGAUAUCCAAGGUUAGAGAUUGUUCUCUUCAUCUUCAGCCUUAUAAUGUAUCUGAUUACCCUCUUGGGAAACAGCACUCUUAUUUUAAUCAUUAUCCUAGAUUCACACCUUCAAAUGCCCAUGUACUUCUUCCUUGGAAACCUCUCUUUCAUGGAAUGUUACACAUCUGCUUCUAUUCCUACUUUGUUGGUGAACUUGCUGUCAUCCCAGAAAACCAUUUUCUUUCCUGGGUGCACUACACAGAUGUAUCUUUCUCUCACUAUGGGCUCCACAGAGUGUGUGCUCCUGGCUGUGAUAGCAUAUGACCAUUAUGUGGCCAUCUGCAACCCACUGAGAUAUCCCACCAUCAUGAACAGGCAGGUCUGUGCACAGAUGGCUGCUGUUUCCUGGAUGACUGGCUGUCUGACUGCCCUGCUGGAAAGCAGUUUUGCCCUGACGAUACCCCUCUGUGGGAAUCUCAUUAAUCAUUUCACGUGUGAAAUUCUUGCAGUGCUAAAGUUAGCUUGCACAAGUUCACUGUCCAUGGAAAUGAUCAUGCUGGUGGUUAGUAUUCUCCUCCUGCCCAUUCCAAUGCUCUAAAUUUGCAUCUCUUAUGUUUUCAUCCUUUCUACUAUUCUGAGAAUCAGCUCAUCAGAGGGAAGAAACAAGGCCUUUUCCACUUGUGGUGCACACUUGACUGUGGUGAUUUUAUAUUAUGGGGCUGCCCUCUCCAUGUACCUGAAGCCUUCUUCAUCAGGCUCACAAGAAAUAGACAAAAUCAUUUCAUUGCUUUAUGGAGUGCUUACUCCUAUGUUGAACCCCAUAAUUUACAGUUUAAGAAACAAAGAAGUCAAAGAUGCCAUGAAAAAACUGCUGGGAAAAAUACAAUUGUAUCAAACACAUGAACAUCCCUGA
Molecule: messenger RNA, 1028 nt
Organism: Heterocephalus glaber (naked mole-rat)
Lineage: Eukaryota; Metazoa; Chordata; Mammalia; Rodentia; Bathyergidae
Gene: Or2k2
Product: olfactory receptor family 2 subfamily K member 2
Biological process (GO): G protein-coupled receptor signaling pathway
Cellular component (GO): membrane
Molecular function (GO): olfactory receptor activity; G protein-coupled receptor activity
Source: RefSeq, a predicted model, not a curated record